GGACCCUCGCGAUCGCCCGAGACCGCGUCCGGCGACUGCUCUUCGGGCGCGGGGUGCUUCGCUCACUCCUCCCCGCCACGCCACCUCUCUCUCCCACCACCACGCCAUCCGCCAUGCCCCGCAACUACUACAUUGGAAUCGACGUUGGAACGGGCUCUGUCCGCGCCGGGCUCGUCCAAGACGACGGCACCCUCCUCGCGUCCUCCACCGAGUCCACCAUCACCUGGCGCGAUCCCAACGAUCAUCGUAUCUUCGAGCAAUCCACCAACAACAUCUGGGAUGGCAUGUGCAAGACCAUCCGUGCCGUCCUCGCAGAGGCUAAGGUCGCGCCAUCGGACGUCAAGGGUCUCGGCUUCGACGCAACGUGCUCGCUGGCUGUCUCGGACAUGAACGGCGAUCCUGUCGUCGUCACGAAGGGCGACAAGCUCGGAGAGAUCGGCGACAGGAACAUCAUCCUCUGGGCUGAUCACCGCGCCGAGGAAGAGGCGAACCUCAUCAACGGCACCGGAGCGACUGUGCUCGACUAUGUCGGCGGCGUCAUGAGUCUCGAAAUGGAGAUCCCGAAGACCCUCUGGCUCAAGAAGCACAUGGCUCCUGAGCGCUUUGCGCGCUGCCAGUUCUUCGACCUGCCCGACUUCCUCACCUACAAGGCGACAGGAGACAACACCCGCUCGUGCUGCUCUGUGACGUGCAAGUGCUCGUUCGUGCCGACGAAGAACGGCUGGCAGCCCGACUUCUUCGAAAAGAUUGGGCUCGGCGAGUUCGUUGGAAACAACUUCAAGCAGCUUGGUGCGCAUGAAUCAAACGUCCUCACGGCGGGUAUACCCAUAGGCCAGGGUCUGUCGAAGAAAGCCGCGGAGGAGCUCGGCCUGCUGGAGGGCACCCCUGUGGGAAGCGGUGUCAUUGAUGCCUAUGCGGGAUGGCUGGGUACUGUAGCCGGACGAUACGAGGAAGGCCGCAAGCUUUCGGCAGUGCCCUCUAUUGAUGAGUCGCGGCACCGUCUGGCGGCUUGUGCCGGUACCAGUACAUGUCACAUCGUACAGAGUAAAGAGGGUGUUUUCGUUCCCGGUGUAUGGGGCCCAUAUAAGAACGCGGUUAUGCCUGGAUGGUGGAUGAACGAAGGCGGCCAGUCCUCCACCGGUCAGCUCAUCGAUUUUAUGAUUCGGACCCACCCCGCAUACCCCAAACUGCAAGAGCUUGCAGAAGAGCAGAAGACAAGCAUUCAUGAAGUGCUCGCGAACCAGCUGAACGAGCUGUGCAAGGAGGAGGGCGUGGCGACGUGGACCGAGCUCACGAAGGACAUGCACUUCUACCCGGAUCUGCACGGCAACCGCUCGCCCAUCGCUGACCCGCGUAUGCGCGGCUCGAUCUCCGGUCUUGCACUCGACGACGGCCUGAGCGACCUCGCACGCAAGUUCAACCUCACGCUCGAGGCGAUCGCGCUGCAGACGCGGCACAUCGUCGACUCCAUGAACGCCGCGGGGCACGACAUCACCGCGAUCUACAUGAGCGGCGGGCAGGCGAAGAACGCGAUGCUGAUGCAGCUCUUCGCGAACACGUGCAACAUGCCCGUCGUGCUCCCCAAGAGCGGCGGCGACGCGGUCGUCCUCGGCUCCGCGAUGCUCGGCCGCUUUGCGAACAGCGUCGGCGAGCUGGGCAAGCUCAGCGCGGAGGACCAGGCGCAGGCGCUGUGGGACAUCAUGAUCGAGAUGACCCCGACGGCGACGAGCGUCCCGCCAAAGGCGAACGCGAAGGAGAAGAAGCUGCUCGAGGCGAAGUACAAGAUCUUCCGCGAGAGCAUCGACAUCCAGAAGCGCUGGCGCAAGGAGAUGGAGGAGGCGGCGCGGUGACGCGCCCCCGCGACCGGGACCCUGGUGAGCGGGAUGAAAGCAUAUCGAAAGGUGUAACUAUGAACAUGUAUUGCCGACACAUAAUCUGCCCGACGUUGAUUAAAUCUAGAUGGGCUUUGUCGAACAGUGCGCAUGCGCCGUAGCGCAGUGCGGCUUGCGGGCUUGGACUCGGAGCGUGGCUACAAUAGAGUGAUUAGUGCCGAUACCCUUCGGAUGGUACGGUUCCACUAUAAUGGGCGUGAUCUCAC
Messenger RNA from Rhodofomes roseus, 2098 nucleotides. RefSeq lists its product as uncharacterized. Gene Ontology annotation, biological process: carbohydrate metabolic process. Gene Ontology annotation, molecular function: kinase activity; phosphotransferase activity, alcohol group as acceptor. The record is from RefSeq and is a predicted model, not a curated record. The transcript has 8 exons. The coding region runs from base 114 to 1850 and encodes 578 amino acids. NCBI's taxonomy places the organism in Eukaryota, Fungi, Basidiomycota, Agaricomycetes, Polyporales, Fomitopsidaceae.